Folsomia candida is the source of this 2387-nucleotide messenger RNA. RefSeq lists its product as uncharacterized. Gene Ontology annotation, molecular function: phospholipid scramblase activity. Bases 959 to 2227 code for a protein of 422 amino acids. Gene Ontology annotation, cellular component: plasma membrane. Lineage: Eukaryota; Metazoa; Arthropoda; Collembola; Entomobryomorpha; Isotomidae. Gene Ontology annotation, biological process: plasma membrane phospholipid scrambling. The record is from RefSeq and is a predicted model, not a curated record. The transcript is spliced from 6 exons.
UAUACAGGUGGAAGUUGUGCUAUAUACUAUAUACUAUAUAACUACUAUAUAUGUAUACAUUGCCUGCAUAUAGCGGCCUAUUUCAAAUGUUUACAAUUGUUUACGAAUAAUUCAAUGAAUUAUUUCGACGUCGUUAGCAUUGGGUAAAUUUCGAUUCUUAUAGGUUUUUGGUCGCUGAUUUCGAAUCUGAGGUCAGUUUUUCGAUUGCGACAUCAUGGGAAGGGGCACAUGCUUAAUUAUGUUAAAAUAACACAAAAUCUACAAAUACAAGGCUACAAAUAUACAAAGCUACAAAUAUAAGGCUGGGUUUUGUAUUUGUAGUAUGAAAAAAUUAGAAGUUGACAAAAUUCAUGUAAAUUCUUGUCAAUCAGAGAGUGAAAGAACUUCCCAUCAUUACUGCCACCUUGUGAUAAUUUUUGUAAUAAUCUACAUGCCAACUGCAACUUCGUCUCUUCGCAGUCUUCGAUGCUUACUUCGACGAUGAAGAAACUCAAUUCAAUUCAAUUUUCGAAAACCCUGGUACCUUUUGGAACCAGUUUUUAACCAUGGAUACAAGAAUCAGUGCAGUUGUAAAUGUGAAAUCGGCUAUUUCGGCGUUCCGGCAGAAAUUUUUGUGCUUUAAUUACCGUUAGCGACGGCCCAAAUAAUAAAUAAUUAGCACUUCAAAAAUGGAGGUUUUUGAGGCUAUCGAAGCAACUGUCGUAACCUUGUAUUAUGAUAAAUUGUCAAGCAAUCUUGAUUUUGUACUUGUUUGAUUGGAAUUUGUCCGUGGCAUGCAAAACCAGAGUCUCUGCCACCACUUUAAAUUAAUGCCCAGCAGAUAAAUUAUCUCCCCACAAGUGUACAAACUCCACCCAAAUGUCAAGGCUACCUAUUCCUCAGUCUUAUUACAGAUGAACAUGUAUGAGCUAUGUUCAAGCGUGAAGAUUAAAAUAAUGCGACAGUCUCCACCCAGAUUAUGGACCGAGAUUUCAAAAGUAAAACUCCCCCUGGUCCACAACUUAAAGGUAGCGAAUCAACAAUAGUGAAAGAAAAUCCAGUCUUUCAUCCCCUGCUGCUGAGAAGGAGGAAGAAAAAGAAGAAAGCUUCCGGUGGCCUUGGUCGAGUCGGUGGCGUCUUCACGACAAGACCCCAGCGACCCCGGAGACGACACUUGGUCGAAUUGGAGAACAGCGUGGUGCAGAAGCGCGGACCGUUCCAGCUUCCCACCAGCCUCGCGGCCCCGUCCGACCUGGGCCAUUCGGUGAAGCGGUUCCUCGCGGGGAGAUGGGUCCCCUCGAAGAUGGACUUUCUUCUACCUUUUACUGACCCCGAAAUUCCCGGAGUUCCCCGCGGUCUCGAACUUCUCUCGCUGGUUGACCACUUCUACGUCCAGCAAGUCCAGAGGAGGGACUUUCCUGAAGCGAUAUCCAGACAGCUCAGCUCGAUGGUAGGAAAUCGGUACCACGUGCUUUGUGGAGACACGAAAAACCGAAUUUUUUACGGCGUGGUGAAGUACCCCGUUUGCAUGGGAUGCCUCGCCGGCUACAAACCGUUUCGUCUCUUCGUCAUGAAUUAUAAUCUCGAUAUCGUCCUCCACUUUGAAAAGUCAAUUUCAUGCAGAUUAUUCUGGUGUUUCGGAGGCUACGGGACGAAAAUCCGAGUAACCGGACCCUCCGGAGAACUUUAUGGGACAAUAAUGCAGCGUUUCUCCCUCCUCCGACCGAACUUUGACCUCUUGGAUGAAAACGAUUCUCGCGUUCUGAGUAUCCAAGGACCGCCCAUAAUUCCCCUGCCACUCAGCUACCUCCAGUUCCUCACAAAAUUCAAGCUCUACCAGCAUGACCCUCACGAAGAAGAAGGUGAAGGAGAUCAGGUCGGGAUCUUCUUAGAAGCCGCGUAUGGCGUUGGAAAUCGCAACAUGAAGAAUUCUCUCAGAGUCGGAUUUCCAAGAGAUUUGCCCAUUCGGCAUAAAGCGCUCGUGCUGGCGGCUCUCUUCCAAAUUUUUUUUGCGUAUUACGAGCUUGGCGACGAAUAUCCGGGCGGUACAUGGAUCACACAGCGACUGCGACCCCUCCUCCGGAUAAACCCGUUUGCUGCGACAAAACUAAUUCGACCUUAUGGCUACGUGGUGGGAAAAUGCAACCCGUACCUCACGUUCCUGCUUCUUUGUGGCGUCAUCUUUUUGACCUUGUACUAUUUCGUGAUUAAACACCAUUGGGACUUUGGUUACAUGUCGCUAGACUAACACACAGCUUGAUGUUUAAAUACUUUUAUAAUUUUGUGCUUUACUAUUUUCAUUUUUAAAUACAACUAUGUGUAAAUAUAUGUAAUAUUCCAAUUCUAUUUAUGGCUCAUAAUUUGUGGAAAUCGAACUAAAAAUUAAGAACACGUGACCGGAAUUCAAA